AACCUUUUUUCAUUCAUUCACCAUGUUGUCGGCUACCCUAGCCGGUUACUAGACAUGAAUUUCAGCUCUGUUACGAGUACACCCUCAGAAAAGUCUCCAGAUUUUGAUCACCAAACUGCUUUUGCAGACGCCCUCUCUAAAGCUAGACAAGCAGCUCAAGCAGUCAAACAGAAAAAAGAACUUGAUACUGCUAUAAAACGACCACACGAAGAUUCCGACAAACAAGAACCUGCACCCAAAAAAGUAGCAUCAGAAUCUGGAAUGGACGCCACAAACCCGGCUCUUCAAGCUGCUGCCGCCGCUGCAGCACAAAUUAACCAAAAAUUAGGAAAUCCAACCAACAAUUCUAUGAUGGGAGUACCAGCGGUACCGUCACAACUUACACAAGUUACAGAAAAUUACUCUGUUCCUGAUAGACUAGUUGGUUUAAUAAUUGGAAAAGGAGGUGAACAUAUUAUGCAAAUACAAGCUGAAACCGGUUGCAAAGUGCAAUUUUCUCCCGACGCUGCUGGAAAGCCAGAUCGGCCAUGUAUCAUCACCGGUCCAAAAAGCUCUAUCGAUCAAGCUAAGGCAAUGAUUCAAAGUUACAUCGAAAAAGGAAGCGGUUUGCCAGAGCCAUUAGAAACUGGACAAGCUAUGCAAGAGUUGAUGAUUCCAGGUCAUAAAGUCGGUCUUGUCAUAGGAAAAGGAGGAGAAACUAUUAAAAACCUUCAAGAAUUUCACAAGGUAAAAAUGGUCAUGAUACAAGAGUCAAAUGUGCCGACGGCGGAUGAUAAACCUCUUCGAAUAACUGGCGAUCCCCAAAGAUGCGCCCAAGCAAUGGAAGCCGUUAGAAAGUUAAUGGCCGAUAAAGACGCUUAUGCUCCGAAUGCCUAUGGAGGUGGCAUGACCCGACCGCUAGAAGUAUCAGUACCUAGAGCUAUGGUUGGUAUAGUCAUUGGUAAAAGUGGAGAAAUGAUAAGAAAAAUACAAUUGGAGACUGGAGCAAAGGUUCAGUUUGUGCCCGAUGAUAAUUCAUCACCGGACCGAGUUUGUACGAUUAGUGGUCCACCAGAAAAAGCACAGCAAGCAGCUCAGAUGAUCAGCGAAUUAAUUACUAGUGCGGGUGGACAAAUGCCAAAUUUCAAUGGAGGAGGAAACUCAGUAUCUGGCGGUUAUGGAUCCCCUUCUCAGUCUCAAGUAGAACAUACGUUUUCUGUCCCACGUGAAAAAUGUGGAUUAGUUAUAGGAAAAGGUGGACAAACCGUUCAAGAUUUGUGCCGGAUAUCGAAUGCCCACAUAGAAUUAAAGAGAAAUCAACUUCAAACCGCGGACCAAAGGGAGUUUACGAUAAAGGGGACUCCUGACCAGUGUUAUCAUGCGGUACAGUUGAUAAGCGAAAAAGCUGGUAUUCAAGCCCCCCCUAGAGAGCAAUUUUCUAAUUCGUAUGGAGGAUCUUCUGGUUAUCAGCAGCCUGCGUACCAAAACGCCGGAUAUGGACAAGCCUACGGCCAACAACAACAGCAGCAGCAACAACAACAACAACAAGCAAAUUGGAAUAACGCUUAUGGAUCUUCUGCUGCGGCGGCUGCUGCUGCUGGAAACUGGCAACAGACAGGAACCGAUCCAAGUAAACAAGACCCUAAUCAACAGGCUGCAUGGGCCGCUUAUUAUAGCCAAUAUUAUCAAGGUCAACAGCAACAGCCACAGCAGGGCCAGCAGCAAGUUCCGUCGACGCAAUCGUCAAAUUUAGCACCACAAAUGAACCCUCAAACUGGCCAACCCGAUUACAGCGCAGCAUGGGCCGAUUAUUAUAGGCAACAAGGAAUGCACUAUCACGCAGACAUGAUUUUGGCUCAGGCAAGAGGAUCUCAACCAGGAGCUGCAACUGCUCCUCAGCCACACCCGUCAACCUAAAUUAGAUUUAUUUAAAUUAGAAUCGGGACUACUUCAUCGAAUCUUGAUGAUGAUAAAAAUUUGAUAUGUUAUGCAUUAUACGAAUACGGAACUUUUUAAUUGUUUUCCUUGUGUAUUAUAAUAGUUGUCUAUAUUUACAAUAUAUAUAUAUAUACAUAUAUAUAUAUUUUUUUUAUAUAUAUAUAUACUAUACAUAUUACAUUAAUUACAUGUAUUCUUUUUUGUUUGAUUGUUUUUUUUUCUUUUGCUUAAUGGGUUUGAUAACGGUUGGGGUGAGGCCGAAUUCUUUUCUUCUCACUUAAAGUUCAUCGAAAUUAUUAAAACGUUAAUCUUUACAUGGACAUAUUAUUACAUGUAUGUUUUUUGAAUUAAACUUGCUUACAGUAGUCGGCAAAGAGCAGCAAAAAAAGGGCCGUAUGGUAAGAGAUUUCCAUAAAUGUUGCCCAUUUUGUAUAAUAAUGUUUUAUACAUUUUAUAUAUAUAUAUAUACAUUGCAUUUUCGCCGAUAAUGUUUAUAUAAGCAUGUAUUUUUUACACAUUUCGCAUUAAUUAUGACAUUUUAAUUUUUUAUGCUUUGAUUGUAUUAACGUUACACUUUAGAUGAUCAGCAGCCCCGGGGGGUUUUGGUCGAAGUUUCGGCAUCGUGUUUGUUUGUUAUUUCUUUGACCGAUUGAACAGUAACUGAACUUAAUAUUAUUAUUAUUAUUAUUAUUAUUAUCAUUAUUAUUAUAUCUUGUCAUGUUAUAUGUCGUGUAAUUUUUGCAGUUAAAUAAAGGUUUCUGGUAAUUAUUUAGUUCUAUCAACAUGUGAUAUAAUACACUAUUCAGAUAUUUCUCGAAUUUUGUUGUUUACUACUUUUUCUAAUACGGACAGCGACGUACAUCCACAUUUCAAAACCAAUUCAUGAAAAUCUUUAAUAUCGUACUUUUCUUGUAGUUUGUCUUUCAUAAGUUGCCUCAGCGCUCUUAUUUUCAUUUGACCAAAUUUAUAAGCCAGCGCUUGUCCUGGAAGACUUAUAUAUCUUCGAACCUCGUUAAUGGCAAAUUUUUCUGUAAUAGCGGUGUUGUCAAGGAUGUACUGGACAGCUUUUUCUUCAGUCCAACCGAGCACAUGCAACCCAGUAUCAACAACCAAUCUGCAAAUUCGGUGAGCAUCAAAGGAUAAGCAACCAUAUUCAUCAUAGGGAUUAUUGUAUAAGCCCAUUUCAUAUCCAAGGCUUUCGCAAUACAAACCCCAACCCUCCAUAAAACCUGUACAAAUAGGGAAUCUUGCAGGAGCCAUAAAGUAGUUCAUAUCCUCCAUGUUUAACUUGAACUGAGGCUCAUCUGUCAUUUCAGCAGAGUACAUUGUUUGAAAAUGAUGUCCAGGUUCUCCUUCAUGCAGGGCUAAAGUUGUCAUCUCAUAAGACCCUAACAUCUUUGGAUUUCUGACAUUUACGUAGACAGUCCCAGGACGGGAUCCAUCGGGUGUUCCGGCAGAAUAAAAAGCCACAGCCGCAUCCGGCUUGCUGCUGGGAGUCAUAUCAACAGUAAGAUUAGAUUUGGGAAUAUUUUUGAACAAUAGUUCUAGUUUAGGCCUAAUAACGUCAAAUGUAAUUCUUUUGUACUCCGCUAGCGUUUCUUCCGAAGAUUCAAAAUAAAAUUGACUAUUAUUCCUCAAAAAAUGCAAAAAUUCCUUGAAAUUUCCCUGAAAAUUUGCUUUCUUCAUAAUGGCGUCCAUUCUCAUUUUAAUCUUUUCAAUCUCCUCUAAUCCUAUUUGGUGGAGUUCCUCAGCAGUGUGGACAUUGGUAUCAGUUAAAUGAAAAUCUAUACAAGCUUGAUAUAUUUCUUUCCCGUUGGGCAGUGAACGAAUACCCUCUUCUUUUCUAGUAUUUUUCAAGUAGACGUUUUGCAGAUAAGAUUGAAAUUUCUCUAGAGCUGGUUGAAUAUCAUUACAAAUACAAUCUAUAGCGGAUUGAAUUAUUGUUUGACUGGUGCAUGCCUUAAGAGGUUGAUAGAAGAAAUUAUCGGUUGGUUUUGAAUUAAUAACUUUUUCAAUAUUAUCGCAAACACCCAUCAAUGAACUAUGAUGACUUACAAUUCCAGUUUUAAUACCCUCUUCUAAAAGACCAAUUACUUGUUCAAGCUUUAAACAAUUAAAGUCAAAGUAGGUUUAUAAAUCUUAUUGAUUUCUUAUUUAUGCUAAUACCUUUGUAGGGAAAGCCUUUAGUC
Dimorphilus gyrociliatus is the source of this 4106-nucleotide messenger RNA. Lineage: Eukaryota; Metazoa; Annelida; Polychaeta; Dinophilidae. The record is from the annotation of a GenBank genome assembly.